AUGAAGUAUCCUUCUCUUCGUGCCUUUUUCGCUAUCUUCCUCCUCUCCCACCUCACAGCAGCUGGUCCUCAAAACGGCACUACCACACCAGUAGGCUGCAAAAAGCUCAACACUGAUAUUGGCUGGCCCUCACUCGCAGAAUGGCAAGCCGCACUCCCAAAUGUCGUUCCAGCGAUCAAAAAUACCGACAAAUGGGGCCCUCUGCCAGACUACCGCCUGCAGGCCAAAUCAAUCGAGGACGUCCAGGCAGCUGUGCGCUUCACCAAGCAGCACGAUAUCCGUCUCACGGUCUUGACGACCGGACACGAUCAGCAGGCACGCAGCGACGCUGGGUCUGGUCUAAUCAUCGACCUCAGUUUCUUCCAAGGCGCGAAAGUCCUGCAGAGCUACACGCCUACCCCAGAGGGUCAGCCAUUCGUCGGCAUAACCACUAAAGUCAACAAGAUCAAGCCCCUUGAGGGCGUUCAAGCGGCAGUCUCAUUUGGUCCUGCGGUUGCUGGACUUCCGCUCAACUACGUCGUCGCUGAAUCUGGACUAUUCACUGUCAGUGGAGGUGCAGCAACAGUAGCAGUCGCGGGUGGCUGGGGCCAAAACGGCGGCUACGGGCCCAUGACAUCGCAAUACGGCCUCGGCGUCGAUCAAUGGCUCGAAGCCCUCGUCGUAACUCCCGAUGGCGAACUCCGCGUAGCAAACAGCGGAACCAAUACCGAUCUCUUCUGGGCGAUUCGCGGAGGCGGAGGCGGCACCUUUGGCGUUGUUGUGCAGGCGACGUGGAAAGCAUAUCCCACGGUCCCAAUAACGGGAUAUAACUGGUAUAUCAACGGUACGUUCAACGCCUCGUCACUCAAGUCUGGUAUUACGCCGGUGAGCCACGCGGUACAAUACCUCAUGGGCCAGUUCGAGGACCUGCAAGCCAAUAAUGUCAGCGGCACGUUCUACGUGCGGCCCGACAACAUCCAUGGCUUCGCUAUUCACCCGGGCAAUGGAUCCGGCAUUGCCGCCGCGAACGCCAUCUGGGAGCCCAUCUUAUCACACAUGCAAAGCCUUCCGGGUAUGACGCCUUUUCAAACGCGUCCGUUCGCUUUCGACGGCUACAAAUCCUUCUUCGACGGCACAUACGGCCCUCUUGUGCUGCAACCCACGACCCCAGAGCACCGCCGCGCCAGAGGCGUGAUUCCGUACGACAGCCACCUUCUCGCCGCCGAGCACCUCAAUUCACCUGAUCUACUGGAUGCGCUCAAGAGCACAGGUGGCGGAAUGGGUCUCAUGCUGCACAGUCCUGGAAUGAAGCAGGGCGACGGCUCAGCGACGUCGAACACUCCCGCCUGGCGCCGCGCCGUCGCGCUUGUCAUCGCCAACAAGAGUAACGCCACCUCCGCCGAUGGGUUGCGCGCACUCGCUCCAGAUAUGGGCACGUACAUCAACGAAGGCAGCGUCAACGAACCUGAUUACACGCAGUCUUUCUGGGGCAGCAACUACGCGCGCCUAUCGGCCAUCAAGCGCGAUAUCGAUCCCGACAUGCUCUUGUGGGUGAGCCCCGGCAUCAACGCAAACUACAUGCACGUCGUGAACGGGCGCGUGUGUCGCUUGAAUCCUGUGCCAGAGGGACCUGGAAGGUUUGCGCCUGUGACGGAGCGCAUGCAUCCUGUUGACAUGGAACUUGAUGGAAAUUUCAUCUUCGGAACUCUUGAAUUGACUGGGAAGAUAUUUCCUAUGCCGGGGCUGGAAGUGGGUAUACGUGAUUAA
Boeremia exigua is the source of this 1746-nucleotide messenger RNA. RefSeq lists its product as uncharacterized. The transcript has 2 exons. The record is from RefSeq and is a predicted model, not a curated record. NCBI's taxonomy places the organism in Eukaryota, Fungi, Ascomycota, Dothideomycetes, Pleosporales, Didymellaceae. The coding region runs from base 1 to 1746 and encodes 581 amino acids. Gene Ontology annotation, molecular function: FAD binding; oxidoreductase activity.